AUCAUAACUUCCACGUUUCUCAUUUUGACAGGUUAUUAAAAAAAAUUACUCUAUUUAAUUUAAUUACAAUAAUAAUUAAAAAUUUUUUAUAAAUAAUCAUUAAAAAUAAAUAAAUACAUUAUCUAGGCAUUGCCUAAAUUUUCGUUAAUAAUGCCUCCAAAAAAGUCUAUGGAAGAGACUGAUCGUCUAACACGUAUAGCUAUUGUUAAUACGGACAAAUGUAAACCUAAAAGAUGUAGACAAGAAUGUAAACGUUCAUGUCCAGUUGUACGUAUGGGUAAACUUUGUAUUGAAGUUACUCCAAAUAGUAAACGAGCAGAAAUAUCAGAAGAAUUAUGUAUUGGUUGUGGUAUAUGUGUUAAAAAAUGUCCAUUUGAAGCAGUGACAAUAAUAAAUUUACCAAGUAAUCUUGAAAAAGAUACAACACAUAGAUAUUCUAAAAAUUCAUUUAAACUUCAUCGUUUACCAAUACCACGUCCUGGUGAAGUACUUGGUUUAGUUGGUACAAAUGGUAUUGGUAAAUCAACAGCAUUAAAAAUUCUUGCUGGUAAACAAAAACCAAAUUUGGGACGUUUUAAUGAUCCACCAGAUUGGUCAGAAAUAUUGAGUCAUUUUCGUGGUAGUGAAUUACAAAAUUAUUUUACAAAAAUACUUGAAGAUGAUUUAAAAGCAUUAAUUAAACCUCAAUAUGUUGAUCAAAUACCAAAAGCAGUAAAAGGUACUGUACAACAAUUAUUGGAUAAAAAAGAUGAAUGUGAUAAACAAGGAGAAAUAUGUCGUAUGUUAGAUUUAACACAUAUUAAAGAUCGUAAUAUUGAAGCAUUAUCUGGUGGUGAAUUACAACGUUUUGCAUGUGCAAUGGUAUGCAUACAAAAUGGUGAUAUAUUUAUGUUUGAUGAACCAUCAUCAUAUCUUGAUGUUAAACAACGUUUAAAUGCUGCUGUUACAAUACGUUCAUUAAUAAGUCCAGAUAAAUUUAUCAUUGUUGUUGAGCAUGAUUUAUCUGUAUUAGAUUAUUUAUCUGAUUUUAUAUGUUGUCUUUAUGGUGUACCUGGUGCAUAUGGUGUUGUUACAAUGCCAUUUUCAGUUAGAGAAGGUAUUAAUAUAUUUCUUGAUGGUUUUGUACCAACUGAAAAUUUACGUUUUCGUGAAGAAUCACUUGUAUUUAAAGUUGCUGAAAGUGCUACUGAAGAAGAAGUUAAAAGAAUGAAUCAUUAUGAAUAUCCAGCAAUGACUAAAACAAUGGGUGCAUUUACUCUUAUUGUACAAAAAGGACAAUUUACUGAUUCUGAAAUAUUGGUAUUACUUGGUGAAAAUGGUACUGGUAAAACAACAUUUAUUAGAAUGCUUGCUGGUAAUUUAGCACCUGAUGAAGGCUCUGGUGAUAUUCCAAUGUUACAUAUUAGUUAUAAACCACAAAAAAUAAGUCCAAAAUCACAAGGUAUUGUACGACAAUUAUUACAUGAAAAAAUACGUGAUGCAUAUAUACAUCCACAAUUUAUAACUGAUGUUAUGAAACCAUUAAAAAUUGAUGAUAUUAUGGAUCAAGAAGUACAAAAUUUAUCUGGUGGUGAAUUACAACGUGUUGCAUUGGCACUUUGUCUUGGUAAACCAGCUGAUGUUUAUCUUAUUGAUGAACCAUCAGCAUAUCUUGAUUCUGAACAACGUCUUGUUGCUGCUAAAGUUAUUAAAAGAUUUAUUUUACAUGCUAAAAAAACUGGUUUUGUUGUUGAACAUGAUUUUAUUAUGGCAACAUAUCUUGCUGAUCGUGUUAUUGUUUUUUCUGGUAUUCCAUCAAUGAAAACAACAGCACAUACACCACAAUCAUUAUUAAAUGGUAUGAAUAGAUUCCUUGAACUUCUUGGAAUAACAUUCAGAAGAGAUCCCAAUAAUUUCCGGCCAAGAAUCAACAAAAAUUCAUCUGUCAAGGAUAUGGAACAAAAACGUGCCGGUCAAUAUUUCUUCUUGGAAGAUUAAAUAACCAAAAUAAAAAUAUUUAAUUUUCAAUAUUAUAUAAGUACCAUCAACAAUUGAUAUAUCAAUUCGAUAAAUGUUUUUUUUUUUUUUUUUUCUUAAAUUAUAAAAUUUUAUAAUUCUACAUGAUUCAUUGUACACAGGUGGGGAUUAUAUGAAAUAAAUCGAGAUAAAUAAAUAAA
Molecule: messenger RNA, 2156 nt
Organism: Aphidius gifuensis
Lineage: Eukaryota; Metazoa; Arthropoda; Insecta; Hymenoptera; Braconidae
Gene: pix
Product: protein Pixie
Exons: 3
Coding region: 151-1977 (608 amino acids)
Biological process (GO): translational initiation; ribosomal subunit export from nucleus; translational termination
Molecular function (GO): ATP binding; ATP hydrolysis activity; ribosomal small subunit binding
Source: RefSeq, a predicted model, not a curated record